AAAUGAUUAUUUAUUUCCCAUUUCUUUCUCUUACAGCUGAACUUUUCUCUUUACAUGAAAUACAAGACAUAGUAGAGCAAGACCUUAUUGCAAUAAAUAAUUUUCGCCGUGGCUUACGAGUGUUUUCCUUCUUCCUCCUCCUCUCCCAUCUCUCUCUCUCUCUUUCUCUUUCUCUCUCCCUCCCUCUCUCUCUCAUUCUCUUUCUCUCUGCAGUUACGCAAUGGUGAAUUUUACACAUGUCUCAGAGUUUGUUCUACUUGGAUUCCAAGGGGGUCCCGGAAUGCAGGCAAUGCUAUUUCUGAUUUUUCUGAUCCUCUAUGGCAUAGCUGUGGUGGGAAACCUUGGCAUGAUUGUAAUUAUCUGGGCAGAUGCACACCUCCACACCCCAAUGUAUGCCUUCCUGCAAAGCCUUUCAUUGUUGGACAUCGGCUAUUCUUCCACAAUUGCACCCAGGGCUCUGGUGAACUCCAUGCAAGAGGACCACACAGUUUCCUUUGGCGGGUGUGCUGCUCAAUUCUUUUUCCUGUCUCUCUUUGGUACCACGGAGGCUUUCCUCCUGGCUGCCAUGGCCUGUGACCGCUUCAUCGCCAUCUGCAACCCUCUUCUGUACUCUGUGAGCAUGUCUCACCGGGUCUGCGUGUUGUUAAUAUCAGGAUCCUACUUGUGGGGUGUAGUCAAUGCCGUUGCUCAAACAACCAUGACCUUCAGGUUGCCUUUCUGUGGGUCCAAUGAGAUCAACGACUUUUUCUGUGAUGUUCCCCCACUCUUGUCCCUCUCAUGUUCGGAUACGUUUAUAAACCAACUGGUUCUUCUUGGUUUAUGUGGCUCCAUUAUUGUCAGUACCUUCUUGAUUGUCCUGGUCUCAUACAUUUACAUCCUCUCAACAAUUCUGAGGAUUCCGACCACGCAGGGACGCCAGAAAGCCUUCUCCACGUGCACCUCCCACCUAACAGGAGUGUGCUUGUUUUUUGGUACCGUUUUCUUCAUGUAUGCACAACCAAGUGCCAUCAUCUUCAUGGAGCAAAGUAAAAUAGUGUCCGUAUUCUACACUAUUGUCAUCCCCAUGCUGAAUCCUCUAAUAUACAGCUUGAGGAACAAAGAGGUCAAGCAGGCUCUGAGACGGAGCAUGUGGAAGCUGUCUUUGUGAUCUCCAUGGAUCUCCUUAGUCAUCCUGGACCUCACCCCAAAGCACUGCUGCCCAUGGAGGUUAUGUCUUAGGAAUAUGGCAUUCCAGGGCUUCUUAAUUUCUUUCUUGAAGUCUGUGAUCCAGAAGACCAGGGGUAUUUUAAUUGUUUUUAUAUGUUUAACGAUAAACAAAAUCAAGGCUUAUGAGGAAUAAAAUGCAGACUGGCGGAAAAGGUGAC
Messenger RNA from Rhinopithecus roxellana (golden snub-nosed monkey), 1364 nucleotides. RefSeq names its product olfactory receptor 12-like. Gene Ontology annotation, cellular component: membrane. NCBI's taxonomy places the organism in Eukaryota, Metazoa, Chordata, Mammalia, Primates, Cercopithecidae. The transcript has a single exon. Gene Ontology annotation, molecular function: olfactory receptor activity; G protein-coupled receptor activity; odorant binding. The coding region runs from base 221 to 1147 and encodes 308 amino acids. The record is from RefSeq and is a predicted model, not a curated record. Gene Ontology annotation, biological process: G protein-coupled receptor signaling pathway; sensory perception of smell.